Molecule: messenger RNA, 1157 nt
Organism: Strigops habroptila (Kakapo)
Lineage: Eukaryota; Metazoa; Chordata; Aves; Psittaciformes; Psittacidae
Gene: TIMM17A
Product: translocase of inner mitochondrial membrane 17A
Exons: 6
Coding region: 402-914 (170 amino acids)
Biological process (GO): protein import into mitochondrial matrix
Cellular component (GO): mitochondrial inner membrane; TIM23 mitochondrial import inner membrane translocase complex
Molecular function (GO): transmembrane protein transporter activity
Source: RefSeq, a predicted model, not a curated record
GGGCGCUCCCGCGCAGCGCGGUCUCACCGCGGGCUGAGGCGGGCGGAGCGCUCCGGCCUCUUCCCAGCGCCCCCGUGCGCGCCUCGCUCAGCACAGCAAUGGGCUUCACCAGCCCCGGCCGCUCACAGCGGCACCGGAGCGCCCCCCCCCGCACCGCGGCCUCACCCAGGACACGCACCCCGCGGGGGCCGCCCCCCCGCGCCGGGGCCGGUACCGGAGCGAGGCCGCGCAUAGGCCCCAGCACCGGCCGGGGCGGGUGGGGCCGGAGGCGGUGGAGGGUGAACUGAGCACUGCGCCUGCGCACGCCGCCUAGUCCCGCCCUCCACCUCUCAUUGGCCGGCCGCGGGUCGCGCUCAGCCAAUCGCGCGGGCGGGCAGGCGGGUGGAGGGGGCUCUGCCAAGAUGGAGGAGUACGCGCGCGAGCCCUGUCCCUGGAGGAUAGUGGAUGACUGCGGAGGCGCUUUCACCAUGGGAGCCAUCGGAGGUGGCAUCUUCCAGGCUAUCAAGGGCUUCAGGAAUUCCCCAGUGGGUGUAAACCACCGGCUGCGGGGCAGCUUGACAGCAAUUAAAACAAGAGCUCCCCAGCUGGGAGGUAGCUUUGCUGUCUGGGGAGGCCUCUUCUCCAUGAUUGACUGCAGUAUGGUCAGAAUGAGGGGGAAGGAGGAUCCUUGGAAUUCCAUCACCAGCGGAGCCCUCACUGGAGCCAUAUUAGCUGCAAGAAAUGGCCCCGUUGCCAUGGUGGGAUCUGCUGCCAUGGGAGGAAUUCUCCUGGCUUUAAUCGAAGGAGCUGGAAUUCUCUUGACAAGAUUUGCCUCCACACAGUUUGCAAACGGCCCCCAGUUCUCAGACGACCCGUCCCAGCUGCCGCCCGCUCCCUCGCCCUCUCCCUUUGGUGACUACAGGCAGUACCAGUGAUCCUCCUCAGCUCCUGUUCUCCUCAGCUCCCCCUGCAAGCACCGGCAGCCCCAGCUGUGCUAUGUCUUCCCACCGGUGGUAACCUCUGCCACAAACCACGCCAAGAGGCCCUUCAGCACUUCUUGGUGUCGAGCCACGCAGGAGAACUCGUCGAAGAGGACAGGUCUAUUUAUUCGUGCUAGGUUCCAUUGCUGUAAUGUUAAUGAGUGUCUGGUAGAAUACACGGAGGGUUCAUGCAAGGAC